UCAAAGAUCUUAACUUCUGUUUUUUCAGUCAAACCAAAAUCUGUUUACCCAUUUCUUAAUCACCAUGACUUAUUAAUUGCCUAAUUCUAAUCCCAAAAUUUUGGAUCAUAUAAAUCAAGAUCCUAGUAAAGAGACUAUACAGAGCCGUAGCUUUGAUUCCCACAAUAAAGGUGAUCACUUUAUUAUCUAUCACAUUCCUCUUCAUCUUUUUUUCUCCUAUUCAUUUUGACCCAAUCGCUUCUUAUCACUCUCUCUUCACAAUUCCAAAAGAAAAAUGAGAAUCCACCCUUUACCAAGAGACAACAUUCUCAUCCAUCACGCUCGUGAUCCGACCCGUGAACCCGGAAAGAAGCUCCGGCGUCUCCCCCAUAUCUUCAGCCGUGUUCUAGAGCUGCCCUUGAGGUCAGACGCUGACGUGGCUGUUCAAGAGAGUCGUGACUGUUUCAGGUUCGUCGCGGAGACGAACGGUGGAGGAGGCGUGAGGGCUUAUAUGGUGGAGAUUCAUCCUGGUGUGACUAAGAUUCUAGUGAGAACCAAUGGUUCUUCGUCUCUUGGUUUGUCUCUUGAUGAGCUUGAGCUUGACGUGUGGCGUUUCAGGCUACCGGAAUCAACUAGGCCUGAUCUUGUCACGGUGGAUUGCGACGGCGACGGUGAAUUGAUUGUCACUGUGCCUAAGACUGAUGAAGACGGUAGAGAUUUGAUAGUGCUUGUACAGUAAUCUAAUGUGAUUGUUCAUCAUAAUGAUGUUUCUGAAAAUCAGAAAAAUCUUGACUUUUUAAUCUAAUGGCAUCAAAGUUGAAAUCUUUUUA
This is a messenger RNA of Capsella rubella, 809 nucleotides long. RefSeq lists its product as uncharacterized. The transcript has a single exon. The coding region runs from base 275 to 718 and encodes 147 amino acids. The record is from RefSeq and is a predicted model, not a curated record. Lineage: Eukaryota; Viridiplantae; Streptophyta; Magnoliopsida; Brassicales; Brassicaceae.